AUGUGCCAAUUGUUGGGACACACUGCAAAGUACUGCAAAAACGAGCCUAUUUAUGUCAACUGUAGCCUCCCUCCACAUAGCAACAGCGCAUGCAUACGUACUAAGUGCGCAAAUUGUCAGGACGAACAUCCCUCCAAUUCUAACAAAUGCACCAAGUUCAUACAACAAAAGGAAAUUCUGAAAAUUAAAAUUCAGCAAAAAUGCACACUGAAGCAAGCUAAAAAUAAAUACAUAGCACAGCUACCCCAAACCUCAUCCCCAUCAUCUUUUGCUGGCGUUGUCAGUAACGCAGCCAAUGUACCCCUCAAAGUACAAUCAACCUCUCUUACCCCCACUGAUAACAUGCAAUCAACAACAUUAAAAACAAACCACAUAGAUAAUACGUUACCCACUCCACAUAUUACUCCAAAAGUGAGCAACAAAUUCGUCCUUAAAACUCCUAAACCUAUAGUCACAGAAAACGAACUAUCGGAGUCCAUAUGCAACAACACAAACACUUCUGUCACCACUAAGAGUUUUCCAUCGUCAGCAACCGCGAGCAACGAAGCUAGCCCGGCACAACCAACCCCAUUUUUAAGUUUCUCGCCAUUUACUAGCCUUACCAAGCAGCUUUUGAAAAAUAACAAUUAUUUCACUUCACAAUCUACAUCACUAGACUCAGAUGUAGAUAUUUCCUAA
This is a messenger RNA of Rhagoletis pomonella (apple maggot), 678 nucleotides long. RefSeq lists its product as uncharacterized. Bases 1 to 678 code for a protein of 225 amino acids. The transcript has a single exon. Lineage: Eukaryota; Metazoa; Arthropoda; Insecta; Diptera; Tephritidae. The record is from RefSeq and is a predicted model, not a curated record.